Molecule: messenger RNA, 516 nt
Organism: Necator americanus (New World hookworm)
Lineage: Eukaryota; Metazoa; Nematoda; Chromadorea; Rhabditida; Ancylostomatidae
Exons: 3
Coding region: 1-516 (171 amino acids)
Biological process (GO): carotene catabolic process; retinal metabolic process
Molecular function (GO): carotenoid dioxygenase activity; beta-carotene 15,15'-dioxygenase activity
Source: RefSeq, a predicted model, not a curated record
AUGGAUAAGGGAGCCACAUUGCGAGAUUUUGCUAAGACGAUGGUGAAUCUUAGCAGUAGUUUACUCUCAGCUAUGCUUUCGAUUCCGAGAAGUCGGAAUGUCGGAUGUGUCGAACUCCUUCUCAGCUUGGGAGACCCUCUCGGAGGACAAACCUCUGCUGUGCAUCGCAGUUCGACGCCCAGAGUCACCGCCACGCCACCAUGGAGCGGUAAACCGUUGUGGAGGUACUCUGUGGUUGUCAAAGCCGAUCUUAGAACUGGAACUAGUAAAGUGUGGUUGAAAGAUGCUGAAGAUCAACUAUGUGCCGAACCAAUCUUGGUUAAUAAACCAGGAUACGCGAAAGAGGACGAGGGGGUACUCAUUGUCCCAGUGAUCACAACACGUGAUAAUGACCACCCGUAUGUGGUGAUACUAGAUGCGGAAACUAUGGAAGAACAAGCUCGCUUUACUAUUCCACAAUCCAGGAUUCCAUUCGGUUUUCAUGCUCAUUACACACCAUCGAAGGAUUGCCGAUAG